This is a messenger RNA of Cylicocyclus nassatus, 2557 nucleotides long. The record is from the annotation of a GenBank genome assembly. NCBI's taxonomy places the organism in Eukaryota, Metazoa, Nematoda, Chromadorea, Rhabditida, Strongylidae.
AGUUACAGAUUGCAGGGUACUCUUUUUAAGAAAUAAAUGACAUGGAGAAAUAGAUGGAAUCAGCCCUCACUUCUCGUAUGCUGUCACCUAACUCCACUUCUUUUCGCCUAGUGUUAGCCUUUGGUUGUUUCUCAGUCGCUGUGCUGCUCAUAUGCUUUGGUCUCGCAGCCAAGAGAGAAAUACGGACGACGUCAUCACUGCAAAGUGACUUGGAUUUCAAGGGAUGUUUCGAAGAAGAUGUUGACGACCACCUCGUCGACAACAACACGAAAGUUGUUGUUAUGGUGAUAGAUGCAUGGAGGUUAUCUUUCCUUGUGGACUCCGAUUCGCCAAUGUCAUUUUUGCGGAGCUCGAUCACAUCUGGACGCGGAGUAGGCUUUGUUGCAAGAGUACAGACACCUACGGUCACGAUGCCUCGAAUCAUGGCUUUAACGAGCGGAACUAUACCCUCAUUCAUAUCUCUAGUCACAAACUUCUUUGCUACUGUGAACACAGAAGAAAACUGGAUAACUUUAGCUGCAGCUGCAGGGAAAAAGAUUCUUUUCUAUGGAGACGACACUUGGCUAAGGCUGUUCCCUAACGCCUUUAUCGAAUUCGAAGGUGUUACAUCUUUCUAUGUUAACGACUACACUGAGGUUGAUAACAAUGUCACUCGCCAUCUUGGUGCUAAACUCGGUGAUUCGGGAUGGGACAUACUCAUCCUUCAUUAUCUGGGUUUGGAUCACAUAGGCCACUCUUUGGGUGGAGAAUCACCGAUAUUAUAUAGUAAGCUACGCGAAAUGGACAAGAUCGCGGAGCAAAUCUUUGCAACUGUGUCGGGGCAUUCACCUGUUUUGUUAGUUGUGUUGGCUGAUCAUGGAAUGACUCCUGGUGGUUCACAUGGUGGUGGAAGUGAGUCGGAGUCAUGGGUUCCGAUAGUGUUUCUGCAUUCAAAAAUUGGUGUAAAACAUGGUGGAAAUCUCACAGAAUUUGCAAAAGGGCAGCAAGUUGAUCUGGCAAGUACCCUGCCUUAUUUUCUGAAGACUGGGAUCCCAUUAGGCAGUGUUGGUUUGUCGCUUGUGCCGAGAUUAGCUGAAUACUGGAAAUUGACUGAGCAUACAAUACUGUCCGCUUCAAUUCAGUCGGCUAAACAUUUUUCCAAGUUCAUGGAAGAUCGUGCUCUUCAACGUCUCUACACCGUUGAAGAGAAACUUCGUUGUCAAGAAAUAAGAGCUUAUGCAGCUUAUGUACAGAGCAGCCAAGCUGCGCAGAUCACUCAGCAAGCACAGAAUGAAAUUAUAAAGUCGCUUGAACCAACCUUAGGACACCUGGCUUAUGCUGGCAUGUUGCUCCUCAUAAUGGGCUUUCUCGUUCUCUGUGAUCUAUCAUUGACUGUGAAUCGAACAAUCUCAGAACCUCAUGGCUUCAUCAGUUUUGGUGUCUUCGCACUCUACCAUCUUUCAUCUUAUUCAACUAGUUUUAUUGAGGAAGAGCAUGAAGUUUGGUACUAUAUUCUUUCUACGGUAAUUCUUGUUCAUAUUUUCAUUAUUGUCAGAAAUCACAGAGAUGUUGCAGAAAUGAUUUCUGAUGGGAAAUUCCGAGCAGCUAUUUUAUCAUUGCUAUUGCAUCGCUUGGGUAUGGCUUUUAUGGCUCAUCGAAGGAGGCGAUGGUCGAUGAGGCCCGAUCUCUUACCACCUCCGUUUUUUCCUGAAUUUCGGUUGUAUAUAUCGUCUAUCGACUAUAUCAUCAACGAUCUCAAUCUUGUAACUUUAUAUAAAUGGGGCCCUUUUUUGACGACAACUUUGUGUGUAUGCUAUAUCUUGCGACGUCUUCAACCAUGUUCGAAUUCUUCAGUGCAGAAUUUGCUAUCACACUGUCUUUCAUUGCUUAUUUGUUGGAGAGUAUUGAUACAAGCUGAUCAUGGAUGGAUAGUCUACCUGACGAUUUUCGCGAUCAUUGUCAACUCGGUCAUGUCGUUUCCAAUGGGAGUUAUGCUCUACCUCUGUUAUCUAGUCCGACCAGAAACUAUUCCUUUACUACUGAUCUCCUUCGAAAUGGGUUCCUUCACUAAACGAUUUUCCUCUUCUCCUCAUCUUUAUGCUCUUCUAUGUCAAGCUGUGUUUUUCUAUCAGGGUCAAUCUAGCAACAUAUCCUCAAUUGAUAUCGCCAUAGGCUACAAAGGGCUUUCAUCAUAUAGCGCACCAUUGGUAGGACUCCAGAUCAUUGCCAAUUUUUACGCUGCACCCAUCGCUCUCACUGUCGGCUACUUCAAGGGGUCCCAAACGUUUAAUUCCGAGGACUACGUUCGCCUCAUUGGAGCUGCUCUUCAACUGCGUUCUGUGAUUUUAUUCUCUGCUCUUAGUGGUAUGGUCACUCUUUCCGGACAUUUGUUCAUGUUCAGUGUACUUGCUCCAAAGCUGAUUUGUGAAUUGUUGCAUAUGAUCUUUGUUCUGCUAUUUAUUGUUUGCGGGUGCAUUUCUCACUUCGGCUUCAAGAACUUUUCUCAACUCAGUUAUUUAUAGAGUUUCAUAAAGUAAUCAUAAACGAAUCUCAGCAGACAUAAUAGACGACUGUUUAU